Sclerotinia trifoliorum is the source of this 2912-nucleotide messenger RNA. The record is from the annotation of a GenBank genome assembly. Lineage: Eukaryota; Fungi; Ascomycota; Leotiomycetes; Helotiales; Sclerotiniaceae.
AAGCUCCCAUUGAUCAUGUUCCUCUGUAAUCUCAUUUCGUCGUCCAUGACAUGGAAUCCAUAUCUAGAAUAUCCAGCUUGCUGGAAAGUGGUAUGAACAUUUAUUUUCCCGUUUGACACUUCAAAAAUAUAAAUUUUGUGACGAUGUGGCAUAAUGAUUUCAUGCUAACAGCGACAAUAGCGAGGGAACUCACACUCGAUGCUGCGCAAUCUGCGAGGAGCUCUCGAGGAGCAGGGGCUCUGAAGACAUUGCCGCCCCAGCAGAUUAAGAAAUUAUUGGAUAGUAGACAUGAUCGGGAGGUGUUGGAAGGGUUGAGGAAGGUCAUCUCUGUAUGUUUGCCCGAUUAUCGAUGCGCAUUUCUGCCAGCUUGACACGAAGUGGAAUUCUAGGCUUGGAAGGACAGAGAUACGCUCUAACAGAUCCCGCAGAUGAUGUACCGUUCCCAACCAUGCCUCACAUUCUUCUCCUCGGUCGUAAAGAAUGUCGCGUCCCCGAAUAUUGAGAUCAAAAAGCUGGUUUACAUUUAUCUCCUCAAUCACGCUGAACAAGAGCCCGACCUAGCUCUCCUCUCUAUAAACACUAUUCAAAAGUCUCUCUCAGAUGGAAACCCACAAGUCAGAGCCCUGGCACUUAAAACUAUGUCUGGAAUUCGUGUGCCUGUUAUCAGUCAAAUCGUAUCGCUGGCCAUUAAGAAAGGGUUAGGGGAUAUGAGUCCAUAUGUUAGGAAGGCGGCAGCUUUAGCCAUACCGAAGUGCUAUAGAUUGGAUCCAAAUACUCUCCCGCAGCUACUAGACUACCUGUCGACAUUACUUGGGGACAAACAAUACUAUGUAGCCGGCGCAGCAGUCACUGCAUUUCUGGAAGUGUGUCCCGAUCGCCUUGACCUUAUUCACAAGCAUUAUAGAGGUCUCAUAAAAAAGCUAGUAGACAUGGACGAAUGGUCACAAAUGGCAACCCUUCAGCUAAUGGCCAUCUACUCUCGCAAAUCUUUUCCCAAGCGCACCCGGCGCGUCCGCAAAACCACCUCCAAGAGCAACGGAAACCAACAAAAUUUCUACGCAGAUUCCGACGCCGAACAAGAGGAAACCGAAGAAACCGGCGAAACGGUCCAAGUUCUCGACCCAGAUCUAGAGCUUCUCCUGAAAAGCAUCAAACCCCUUCUUCAAUCCCGCAAUUCUGGUGUCGUGGUAGCUGUAUCCCGCUGCUAUGUGGCUCUCGGAACACCAGACUAUAUAAACCAUUGUAUUGGCCCUCUUAUUGCUCUACUACGCGGCCCCUCAGAUAUACAACACAUAGCACUCUACAACAUCGUCUCCGUGUGCCUCAUGCGCCCCGAGGCGUUCGUAAAAUACGCCUCACAUUUCCUGGUCCGAUCAACCGAUCUCCCACAGGUAUGGGAACUCAAACUUGAACUGCUUACUCUGAUAUUCCCUCAUUGUGAUGCCUACAUGAAGAGUCUAAUACUCAACGAGCUGGAACAUUUUUCCCGCGGCUCGGAUCGAGAAUUGGUGAGAGAGUCAGUGAGGGCCAUUGGUCGAUGUGCACAAAGUGAUUCUAGGACAUCGGCAAGAUGUUUACGUUUAUUGUUGAAGCAAAUCACCAGUCUAGAUGGAAACCUAGUCGCGGAGUCACUUACUGUAAUCAGGCACCUUAUUCAACAGGAUCCAACAUCACAUACACAUACCGUUAUUCGCUUAGCCAAAAAUCUAGACACAGCUACAAAUUACAGGGCUCGAGCUACUAUUAUUUGGCUCGUGGGAGAAUUCGCCGGCUUUGAUGGAGAAAAUAAUAUCGCACCUGAUGUUCUUCGCAUUUUGGCUAAAGGCUUUGCUGAUGAAGCAGAGCCUGCGAAAUUACAAAUUGUUCUUCUAGCUGCUAAAGUCUAUCUACAUCAUUUGAAUCGGAACUCCCCAGAACCAGAACCUCCCAAACCUUUACCAGCUCCCCAACCUUCCCACAAUUACGCCGGCAUUGAAGAAGAAAAUGAAGGAUUCGCAUCCCUUGACUCACCUCCACAAACCUCCUUUUCCCCACCUCCCGAACCGGAAUCCGAACCUGAUCACCCUAUCGUCAUCCUCUGGAAUUACAUCCUCCUUCUUGCCCGUUACGAUACUUCAUACGACCUCCGCGACCGUACGCGUCUCUACAAAUCUCUUCUCGCCAUCCCAUCAUCCACUCAACUUGCAUCGCUCAUGCUUCUUGCUCCUAAGCCCAUCCCGCAUACUCCUAGUCCCUCCGAAAGCCGCACUAGCUUUACUCUGGGAAGCGCCAGUCUCGUUGUUGGCGAUGAAGGUGGUAUGCAUGGACUAAAAGGCUACGAGGCGCUACCUCCAUGGGUAGCAGCUGGCUCUGAGCCGGAUCCAUCGUUGCGAGAACCUGAUUCCGCUCGGAAUGAAUAUGAAGAAAAGAAAGUCCUAACUGCAGGACAGAUAUUAGAUAGUGCGGUGAAAGACUUCAGGCCCGGGGUUUCGCCAUCUAGGACGAAUGGGUUUAAUGCUGGAGGUUCUGGCCCUAGCACAGCUCCAGGAAAGGAGAAAACACUUGAUGACUGGCUAGCCGAGUCGGAAGAAGAGGAAAGUGAAGAGGAAGAAGAAGAUGACGAUGGAGAAUCCGGGGGAACGGAAGAAGAGGAAUCCGGAGAGGAAGAAUCCGAGGAAGAGGAAGAAGAGGAAGAGAGUAGCGAUGAUGAUGGGGAGCACAAUAGACUAGUUAAAUAAGUGAUAUCCCGUUGCGAGCCACUGGCUACGCUACCUUUAUAAUACACCAUUAACUGACGAUGGAUGGCCUUACACUAGGAGGCUUAUGAUUACACCUCGCACAAUACAUCUUACGCAGGCAUGAAAAUACUUAGUCACAAAAACAAUAGAAUAAUAUCAAUGAAUGUGGAAUUUAAAGAUCAUUGUUUGAUGAAG